This is a messenger RNA of Passer montanus (Eurasian tree sparrow), 1444 nucleotides long. RefSeq names its product transmembrane protein 14C-like. The transcript is spliced from 3 exons. Gene Ontology annotation, cellular component: mitochondrial membrane. The record is from RefSeq and is a predicted model, not a curated record. NCBI's taxonomy places the organism in Eukaryota, Metazoa, Chordata, Aves, Passeriformes, Passeridae. The coding region runs from base 877 to 1155 and encodes 92 amino acids. Gene Ontology annotation, biological process: regulation of heme biosynthetic process.
CAGCUCCAGCUGCUGUGGAUUUCUUCCAGUUCUCUGCUUCCCCUCUUGGGGAAUCCCUGUGCUGGAUCACGAAGCAGAGCCCAGUGAAGCUUGAACAUCAUAGCUAUUACAUAGCUUGAAUUAAAUGGAAAUACCAUCCACUACAGCUUAGAUAGGUGUUAGUUGUGGCACUUUGCAUGGAGGAAGGAGAUUCCUACUGAGAAACCACUGAGGCCAAGAAAGGAAUUAAAGUGCUCCCCACUUUCUGACCAUUAUGCUAAUUCAUAAAGAUGGCAAAAUCUGAAAUGCAGCUACAGAAAGCUGCGUUUUGCAGAAAGUACAGGCCUCUCAUGUUUGAUGCCUUCUAUUAUGAAGAGGAAUCAAAGCCCUUCAGUUUAGGGAUCUGGCUACAGGAGUACUUUUUCUUUCUAUAUGGUGAAACACCCAUGAGAAGGAGGUGCAUGGGCAAUUGGAGUAAUAUCAUGGAGGACUAUUUAUAUGAAGAAAAUCCAUUUCAGCACUCAGAAAAGAGAAAGAGUUCAGCUUAGUGGGGAGUUAUAAGCAUCUCUACAUUUUUCCAGACUAAAAAAAAAAAAGCCAAACAUUUUCUUUACAAAGUGUUUCCAUCUCCCACUGUUGAAUAACUUUUACAGGAGAAGGCUGCUUUUCCUGGUGUAGUAGUCUGUAAUUUGGAGGUCCUAGUGUUCCGUACAAGGACUACACUGAAAUUAUUGCUGAAAGCUGAAAGCUGUAGGCUGCCAGAGUUGUAGCUCGUGCUACACCAAAACCCAAUCCCAAACUCUCAGCUGUGCCACGUAACCCCACUUCUGGAUGAGGACCGGGAUGGAUUAGGUGCACACGACUGCAGUUCCGCAGGAGCUUUGCCCCUCACUGAACAUGAGCACAAAACCUGGUUUGUCUGAGCCAUCUGCAGGCACCAGGGCUUGCUCGGGCAUCGCCGACAGCCGCCUCCCGCCGUGCGGGGGAUUCCCGGGAGCUCUGCAGCUAGAUGGAAAGGCACAGCGCCUCGUCCUCCGCAACCCCUGGCUGAGAGCCUCACCCUGCCCUGCCUCUUGGUUUUCGGCAUGGCAGUGGACUGGCUCGGCUUUGGCUACGCCGCCCUGGUGGCGUCAGGAGGGAUCAUUGGCUAUGCCAAAGCAGGCCAUUGUGAAAUGAUGGGUGUCUUUCUUGUCCUCUGGAACCGAGUUGGGAGGACAUGGUUAUGCUCAGGCAAGGGAAUUCAGGUCACAGGAUUAUUGAAGGGGAACAGAAACUCAUGUGGUAACUGCUGGAGAGAAUUAAAAAAAACAAGCAUACAGAGGAGCCAUUGUAUGCUUACUAAUAACUUGGAGAAACCAAAAGAAAACGUAACUUUCAUGAGUAGAACUAAGUUGUCUGAUCUGAUCUGUUCUUUUACAACCCGAUCUGUCUACCCAUACAGACAGGGGGCAGUAGUUGGUGCCUU